This is a messenger RNA of Daphnia magna, 1427 nucleotides long. RefSeq lists its product as uncharacterized. The record is from RefSeq and is a predicted model, not a curated record. NCBI's taxonomy places the organism in Eukaryota, Metazoa, Arthropoda, Branchiopoda, Diplostraca, Daphniidae. Bases 486 to 974 code for a protein of 162 amino acids. The transcript is spliced from 3 exons.
UAUUUGGUUUUGUUUUAUUUCCAGUUUUUGCCGUUUUGACCGGGGAAUUGAUGACAGUGCCAGUGCUCCGUAGUCCUUGCUUCUGGUCAUUGCGUAUCAAUAUUUGUAGUUUGAAUUUAUUAUUGACAGCAGUACUGAAGCAGACGACUAAACUUCAAAACAGACCCGUCAUUUAAAAAACAAUUUAUUUAAACAAUUCAUCGAAAGUACUGGAAAAUUAUAAUAAUGUUUGUCUUUUUAUCUAGGUUUUUACAGUUUCAGAGUUAGUUUUACUUAUUUUUACUAAGUACUUAAAUUUAAGAAAAUAAUAUUUGUAAUCGAUAUGAAUAUCGAUUAAAAAAGCGAACAGCUACUCUGAUUGGUUCAGUCCCUUGUAGUGUAUCCUGUACAUGCUUCAUCUGUUUCCCUCCAAAACUCUUUGAAUCGCGUGUUCAACAGUGAUCUUAUAGUCUAUCCGAAUUCUACCAAAGAAAACGUAAUUUAGAAUGUCCACUGCCCAAAAGAUGUUUGUUCCAUUUGAUUUCAAUGCGAAAGAAUCAGGUAUCGGGACAAUCAGUUCAAUUAAGAGUCCUAUUCUGCUAGAAAAUGAAAAUGAAAACGUAAUGGCAACAGUACGAGACAUAUGGGUUAAGGAAAGAACCAAACUAGUGGUCAGGUGGCCUAAAGAAUUCAACUCAGUCAUCUGCGAAAGAGUUUAUGAAAAAAACAACCGUUUUGAUUGUGAUCACAGAUCUGGAGUUACUGUGGCAAUAUCGACUGAUCAACAAUACCUACUUGAACUCAGGCAACAGCUCAUUCUUGAUAAAACUUCAGCAAAGAACAAUGCGAAUGAACUACAUGUACUCGAUACAAGGCAGAAGACAAGAAGAACACUUGUGUAUCCUGAAGAUGACACAACUGAAGGAGCAUCUUAUUCUUUAGCUAAGAAAAGCAAACACAAUCCUACAGAAGACCUGCUGAAAUUUAUAAAUUAAAGAAACCUGCAACUCGGUGGGCAUUGGCGGACUUAUAUUUCCAAAAAUUAGUUGGUUGCCACAAAAAAAAUGUUUAGACGCUUAUAAUAUAACCCAUUGCGCUUGCGGUAGGUGCGAACGCUGUUCUGCUUGGGCUAAGAUAUUUAAAUAUGUGUUUUAGUAUAUUAAUUUUAGUAUAUUAUUCUAUCUUACUGUAUCUUACUUAUGGUAUCUGUUGUAUGUGGUGACCUUGGCGAAUAACAGGGUUCGAACAAAGCAGAGGGUCAAUACCCUCUGGUCUUAGGUGUCACGACAGUACCUUCUGGUGUUUCAAACAUGCUUUGGGUUUCAUUUUAAAUAAUCGUAUAUAUAGUUCUGAAUUACAUAAAAAAAUUACUGGUAUUAUAGAGAAUCUAAAUAUUUUAAUUUAAACGGUUAAAAAAUAUGAAUCAUGACCAAACGUAUUUGUAUUCG